AGUCAAUACAGAAUAAAGUUUUUAUCGGUAACAACAGUAAGUUACAAGUCCGAUCAUGGCAGACGUGGAUCACAUAAAAGCCAUGAUUCGGAGUGUCCUUAUGACAGCCAGUUACGGGGUCCUGGCAACGAAGUUCCCCAAGGAGUACGAGGACACUACAGGAUCCGUACUCCCUUUGAAGGCCAUGGGUGUUAAGUCCAUCAAUGACUUAGCAAGAUUGAUGCCUGACGUUAUCAAAGCAGAGAGAAAUGCCCAGGGUCAGAUUGUGUUCUAUGUGGUAGCAAAUGAGAAGAUAGCCCACAUUGCAAUGAUGAAGAGCAAGGAGAAGGGCAAAAGUAAGAAGAACAGGAGACCCGCUGGAGCCAAGAAAAUGUUCUUUAGCUCUGAGGGUUCAGCAGAACAAGCAGACCUGCUCCCGUCUAUAAUAAACCCACUCCUGCCUAUAACAGUAGACCCGCUGCUUUUAAACCUGCUCCACAAACUGCCUUUAAACCUGCCCCAUCUAGACCGGUAUCUAGACCAGUUACAAACAGAGUAUAACUUCUCAGAGCGCUGUGGUAACAGGCAGUCCAGGUACCCAACCCUGUCAGCUAGCUGUGAGUCGGGCUGUGCAUCGCUGACGGUGCUGUGUGGUAAAAUAAGGAGCCUCAUGUCCGAGUUCAACUGGGGCUUGAGUGAAUCUGUACAUGGUUGUGUUGCAACUAAAAACGAAAUUCCAGGAAAAUUGGUCUCGGAGUACGAAACAUUCUUCAAGGAGCCGGCUGAGCCGAACCUUCUAGAACUAGUCCUACAGAUGGAAGGGAGUGUGCUGCGAAUAGAGCGACCCUACGGUCAGAACAGCAACAAGUUAAUACUUUACGGGAUUGAGGACGAUCCAGAAACCCUGCUUCCAGUCUCUGUCACAACUGUUGCUACUAAUGGCACAUCUCCGGGCAGACCAAACAUCAAGUAUCCUGAACAUUGUGGAGUCAGAACCGGUAUGGUGCAUGCACCACUACCCUGGCUGGGAGUCAGAGCAGAUUGUUAUGUGACCCUGGCUCACUCCCCCUCUUAUUUCUGGGUACAGAUUAAGAGCCCACAACUCAACGAUCUGGUCAAAAUCACCGAACUUAUGCAAACCACUUGCGAGGCAGCUCCCCCGGAACAACACGGUCGCUUCUACGUGAACGAGCUGGUAUGUGGACUGUUUGAGGAGGAUCAGCAGUGGUACAGAGCUAUUGUACUGGAUGUGGGGACCAGUCAUGACAGCUGUCUGGAUACCCUCGACCCAGCUCUGUUCCUGCCGAACAGCCCAACACCCCAGUUCAAAUGGAGGGACGCCUGGAAAGUGAAGCUGUUCUUUGUUGAUUACGGUAACAUUGAGUGGGUGACGUUAGAUAGGAUCCGCAGGAAGAAGUUCCCGUAUCCUAACGGCCAGGCUUUCAGAUGCAGUCUCGGCAGUAUUACACCCAAGGAGGAGUGGAGUAAGGAGAUUUGUGACGUGUUCAAGAACAUAACAGAGAACAGAGACUGUGAGUCGCUCCAGAUGACUGUUGAGGCUGUUAAAAGCGAGAAGGCUCACUACGGUUUCAAAUCAAGACUCAAUGAAUGGUGUCAAAAGAGGAAGCACGAGUUCGCAACAUUCACCAAACCUCUGAACAGUGACUGUGGGUGGAGAACAAGUUGUACGAUAAAGCAUCCUACGAAAGGCUACAAAACAUACCAAGGCUUUUAUCAAAACAAGAAGAACGACGCUGAAGCUAGUGCAGCUCAACUCGUCAUUAGAGACUGGGAUAUUACACUUCUUGAUUCUAAAGAUAUACCAGCUCAUUGGAUCGAAGUUAUUUUGGAAAACAAAGACACAGACGAAGCUUACAACAAAUCUCUGGUUGAAUCCGGAGUUGCGAUCCCAAACACCUCAAUAUACGACAUUUGCAUCCCCAAACAGCCGGAUCUGUCGGAAAUCCCAACUCUCAAGUCUGAGAUGGCUGUCUCCUACAAAGUGGAAGAUUCCAGCGACGAAGAAUCAAUGAGUUCCGAAGAAGAGGAGCCCUCGUACAGUCCCGCACAGGUUGAACCUGACGACGUGGAGCUGCCAGAGAUCGGAGACCUUGUCUACAUGUACAUUACUCACGUUCAGAGCCCCAAGAACAUCUGUAUGAGGAACAUUGAUGGGGAUAAUGACAACAUCUUGACAGAUAUGGAGGAUGAAUUGACGAUAUAUGUGAACGAUGCUGGAACUCCCUUAACCUCCGUCCAGGUUGACACGUUAUGUGCUGUACUCUCGGAGAAAUACUACUAUCGGGCUAAAGUUCUCAGACUUCUAAAGAACAAUCGAGCGGAGGUUCUAAUGCUGGAUUAUGGCGACACUCAGAUGUACCGUAUUGACGAGCUCUAUCACCUGGACUCCAGAUUCUUAACACUGCCUUAUCAAGCGCUGUCGUGCAGUUUAUACGGACUGGAGAAGAUUAUCCACGCCGAAUCUCUGACAGAUUUCAUUAGAAACGAAAUAGAAGAACAUAAAUUUACCGUCAGAAUUAAGGACAUAGUUAACGAGAGGACGCUAAGCGUGGAAAUCAGAACAGAUACUGGUGACAACAUGAACGAACUGUUCCUCUCACAAGACAUCAGGAACCUGAGCCCCCGACUACCUCAUGACGGGGAGAAGCACCUGGUCAAGCUAACAGACGUGUCUCCAGAGGGGGUGUUGUCUCUCCAGAUAGACGGUCCUGGUAUUACUUCUCUAGGCCAGCUGAUGAAGGAGCUAAGAGAUCACUACGAGGAGAAAGCCGCUAAAGCCUCCGACUACAUAGUUGAUCCUCAACAGGGUCAGAUCUGUUGCUCCAGUUUACUGGUGGACGGAGAGAGACGAUGGUACAGGACGGUGAUUAACAGGAACGUCAGUGACCACUCAGUGGAAGUAACGUUUGUUGACUAUGGCAACACCCAGAUCAUCCCAAGGUCAAAGCUCAGAGAGCCUGCUAUAGCUGUACCUAACAUCAGCAGACUGCCAUUCCAGGCGUACCCUGUCAUGCUGGCAGAUUUGCCCACGUCCCCAGCUAACUGGACGGAAAAAGAAGUUGAGACACUCAAAGGUUACACCAAAGAUCAGAACCAAAUUCAAGCUGUGAUAUCAGAGGAGGUGGCAGAAGAGGCGUUUCCUCUGGUUCGUAUCUACUUCGGACCGGAUGAAGAUCUUAAAUGUCUAAACAACCUGCUCUCGGGCGACGGAAAUCUGUUUCAAACUCGAGCAACUCUUCCGGAAACUGAGCAGCUGGGUUUGAAUCUGGGCAACCUGAACUUCGCUAACCCGACUUUCAUUGAUCCACAGGACAUAGUAUUGGAUCAGAACUCCAUACCCAAGCUCUCACUACAACGCCAAGCUGAGGCUCUUAUCUCCCACGUGGACAACCCCUACUCUUGGUUCUUCCAGAGUAGAGAGUUUCACGAGCAGUUCCGGAUCAUGGGGGAGGAAAUGAAUACGUUCUACUCUCAGCCGUUAGAUUGCAGAGAGCAGCUGUGGAAGACGAACGAUAUGUGUGUAGCCUACUGUGACCAAUAUCAGGGAUGGUACAGAGCCAGGGUUCAACAAGUCUACCCGGACGGAAAGGUACUGCAAUGCUCGAUGGUAGAUUACGGAGACGUUCAGAAGAUCCCCCUGUCCAGCGUGCGACCUCUCACUAAACAGUUCGCUGCCCUGCCUAUACAGGCCUGUCGGGCUGCUCUCUGUGGAGUAAUGCCGGUUGACGGCUCUACGGUCUGGAGUGAGGAAGCUAAGAAGUUCUUCUCUGCCGCUGUUUCUGAGAGAAUGUUGUGGGUUAAACUAAUGGCCCAAGAUCCUGCUUCUCAAAUCCUCUGGAUGCAUAUCAUAGACACUGGUCACGACGAUACUGAUGUGUACAUCUCCAACUCGCUUGUGGAGAAAGGUCUCGCGAUACACCCGCCGCCACAGAUCUCUUCUUAACUUUGGGAUUAAUCCAUGAUUGAUUGACAUGUGUUUUUUGGAGAUUUCUUUGCGACAUUUAUGAUUGUCUCCGCGUUUAGUGGAGUUUUUUUCGUUAGACUCCUUUUUUAAUGUUUAGUUUCAUUGAUUGAUUUGUUGUAGACUUGAUGCUAGCUGAGAUUAGCAGGAGUGGAUAUGAAGGGUGACGGAUGUCAGGGAAUAAUGUAAUCAUAAUUAAAUUUAAAUAAUAUUAAUAAUUAACUACUGCAGUAUUAAAUGUGUGGUAAC
Molecule: messenger RNA, 4210 nt
Organism: Bolinopsis microptera
Lineage: Eukaryota; Metazoa; Ctenophora; Tentaculata; Lobata; Bolinopsidae
Product: tudor domain-containing protein 7B-like
Exons: 28
Coding region: 56-3943 (1295 amino acids)
Source: RefSeq, a predicted model, not a curated record